Messenger RNA from Corapipo altera (White-ruffed manakin), 1692 nucleotides. RefSeq names its product PX domain containing 1 (gene PXDC1). The transcript has 5 exons. Bases 162 to 857 code for a protein of 231 amino acids. Gene Ontology annotation, molecular function: phosphatidylinositol binding. The record is from RefSeq and is a predicted model, not a curated record. NCBI's taxonomy places the organism in Eukaryota, Metazoa, Chordata, Aves, Passeriformes, Pipridae.
GAGCCGGAUCGGGCCGGGGGGGCCGUGGGGCGGGUGGCACCCCCCUUCUCUCUUCCUCCUCCUCCUCUUCCUCCUCCUCCUCUUCUUAACUUGGCCACGGCGGCGCGGGGCGGUGCGCUUCGCCCUGCGCCGGCGACGGGGGAUGUGCGGGCGGCGGCGGGAUGGCUUCGGCCGUGUUUGAGGGCACCUCGCUGGUGAACAUGUACGUGCGGGGCUGCUGGGUGAACGGGAUCCGGCGGCUCAUCAUCAGCCGGCGGGGCGACGAGGAGGAGUUCUACGAGAUCCGCACCGAGUGGUCGGACCGCAACAUCCUCUACCUGCAUCGCAGCUACUCUGACCUCGGCCGCCUCUUUAAGCGACUCCUCGACUCCUUCCCUGAGGACCGGCCCGAGCUGUCCCGCUCCCCUUUGCUCCAAGGGCUCAUCACAAUAAAAGAAGCCCAUGAUAUAGAAGCCAGACUUAAUGAAGUGGAAAAGCUUCUGAAGACUAUUAUAAACAUGCCCUGGAAGUAUUCAAGGUCUGAAGUUGUCCUCACAUUCUUUGAGAGAUCUCCUUUGGACCAAGUUCUGAAAAAUGACAAUGUCCAUAAAAUUCAGCCAAAUUUUCAAAGUCCAGUUAAAAUAUCAGAAAUCAUGCGAUCAAAUGGAUUUUGUUUAGCCAACACUGAAACAAUAGUCAUUGACCACAGUAUACCUAAUGGAAAAGAGAAGCACCUGGAUGUAGAUUCAGCAGAACAUUUGUUCGAAAGUGUUAGUGACUUUACCUCAGAGCUGGAAGACAGUGAUGAUCCAACAGCUUAUGUCACCAAUUUGACAUACUACCACCUGGUUCCAUUUGAGACUGACAUUCUGGACUGAGACUGCUCAAGGAUGCAGUCAGCCAGCAUCCAGCCAACCUCUUCAUCUAUAGGCUCUGCUAUCUCUGGCAUUGCAACUCUGUGAAUAAGGCUGUGCAGACAAAACCAACAGCAGAGAAGCUGCAGCAAGUACGCCACAAAGCUGAUUUUGUAGUGUGGUCCUCCGUUGUGUAUUAUGGAGACAUCUUGUAAGAAGGUUACUGCUUUGCUGUUGACAACAAAAUCAUUUUCUGUGAAAGCAAAGCAACAGAGGCCUCUUAGGGCUCAAGGAAAUCUCUACCGUGUCUGUGGGAACUGCCACUCUGAUGCAGCCAUCAGAAACUUGUGCUGUGGUACUCUGUCAGCCGUGCUCCUCGGCUUGCAGUGCAGUUUGAGGCUUCCUCUUUUAGGAUACCAGCAGAAACUUCCCCAGAUGGUGUGACCACGCUUUUUAUGAUGUGCAAGCAAGAAAACAAGCAAAGCAGCUGAACUUUGUCAGUUCCCUCUGCAGUUGCUUGAUGGAGGUCUUGUGGGUCGCUUUUUGCUCAGCUACUGGUUGAUUGGUGCCUUACACGAGAUGUCAGAAAUACCAUUGAGUGCCUCCAGGAAACAGAACACAUGAGCUGAUGGCUUUACUUCUUUUAAUCAUGGGCUUUUAUAUAAUCACUGAAAGGGUGACUGCUCCUUCCUGGAAUAGUAAAGCAGGCAGCAGCUGGCAUUGCAAUGGACUGUGCAUGAUGUUUGGGUACCCAUACAAUUUCAGAACUCUGGAAAGCUGAUGGGAAAGCUGACCUGCUCUGCUAAGAAGCGUCAAGGCUAUGGCAGGCACUUUGAUACAACUUUUUUUUUUAUGAGGA